AUGUGUGUGUGGAUUAAGCGUAUUCGGUGCCGAUUAAGCGGUCACACAUCUCUUAAUCAAGCAAAAGAAGAGACGUCUCUUCGCAUUCCUCUCUUCCUCUCUGUCUCUCUCCACUGGAAAGCUUGCCCUUUCAUUCUCGGUAAAGAAUGCUGUGAGAGGCUAGCUUACUAUGGUAUCGCUGGGAACCUGAUCACUUACCUCACCACUAAACUCCACCAAGGAAACAUUUCCGCUGCUAGAAACGUCACCACAUGGCAAGGCACUUGUUAUCUCACCCCUCUCAUUGGAGCUGUCUUAGCCGAUGCUUACUGGGGUCAUUACUGGACCAUCACUUGUUUCUCCGGCAUUUACUUCAUCGAUUGGACUCUCUUGCAACACACAAGUAUUGGGAGCAUCCGUGUCACGGACUCACAAAGUGUAUUCAUCAAACAUUCCAUGUUAAGUUCUUUCUUCUUUCUUCCAUCUCAAAGUUCUUUAUCUAAACACAAGAUCAAACACAAGUUCUUUAUCUAAUUUUUUUUAAGAACUCUAA
Molecule: messenger RNA, 532 nt
Organism: Raphanus sativus (radish)
Lineage: Eukaryota; Viridiplantae; Streptophyta; Magnoliopsida; Brassicales; Brassicaceae
Product: protein NRT1/ PTR FAMILY 8.3-like
Exons: 4
Coding region: 1-513 (170 amino acids)
Cellular component (GO): plant-type vacuole membrane
Source: RefSeq, a predicted model, not a curated record